AUGGUAUGCCAUCUCACCAAAAUCUUUCAAGGACAACUGACCCAGUACCGUUUGAAUUCCCAUGGAGAAAUUCUAUUCCAGCUGAUGACAGGUACAGAAGGUGGGACUGAACAAAAGGCGAUUGAGACAAAAGAUACACAUGAUGGGACUGAACAAAAGGCGACUGAGACAAAAGGUACAGAAGGUGGGACUGAACAAAAGGCGACUGAGACAAAAGGUACAGAAGGUGGGACUGAACAAAAGGCAAUUCAGACAAAAGAUAUAGAAGGUGGGACUGAACCAAGGGGGAUUGAGACAAAAGGUACAGAAGGUGGGAAUGAACAAAGGGCAAUUCAGACAAAAGGUACGGAAGGUGGGAGUGAACAAAAGCCAAUUGAGACAGAAGGUGGAACUGAACAAAAGGCCACUGAGACAAAAGAUAUAGAAGGUGGGACUGAACAAAAGGCAAUUCAGACAAAAGGUAUAGAAGGUGGGACUGAACAAAGGGCAAUUCAGACAAAAGCUACAGAAGGUGGGACUGAACAAAAGGCGAUUGAGACAAAAGGUGGAGAAGGUGGGAGUGACCAAAAGGCGAUUGAAACAAAAGGUGGGAGUGACCAAAAGGCAAUUCAGACAAAAGAUGGAGAAGGCGGGACAGAACAAAAGGUGAUUGAGACAAAAGGUGGAGAAGGUGGGAGUGACCAAAAGGCAAUUCAGACAAAAUAUGGAGAAGAUGGGACUGAACAAAAGGCAAUCGAGACAAAAGGUGGAGAAGAUGGGACUGAACAAAAGGGGAUUGAGACAAAAGGUGCAGAAGGUGGGACUGAACAAAAGGCAAUUGAGACAAAAGGUGCAGAAGGUGGGACUGAACACAAGGCAAUUGAGACAGAAGGUGGGACUGAACAAAAGGCGACUGAGACAAAAGGUGGAGAAGGUGGGAGUGACCAAAAGGCAAUUCAGACAAGAGAUGGAGAAGGCGGGACUGAACAAAAGGCGAAUGAGACAAAAGGUACAGAAGGUGGGACUGAUCAAAAGGCGAUUGAGACAAAAGGUGGAGAAGUGGGAGUGACCAAAAGGCAAUUCAGACAAAAGAUGGAGAAGGCGGGACUGAACAAAAGGUGA
Messenger RNA from Haliotis rubra (blacklip abalone), 1101 nucleotides. Its product is annotated as S-antigen protein-like. The transcript has a single exon. Lineage: Eukaryota; Metazoa; Mollusca; Gastropoda; Lepetellida; Haliotidae. The coding region runs from base 1 to 1101 and encodes 366 amino acids. The record is from RefSeq and is a predicted model, not a curated record.